AUGAGCCAAACACUCAAAGCAGCUGUCCUGGUCGUAUCGACGACAGCGGCCCAGGAUCCCACAACCGAUGCCGCCGGAAAUGUGCUGCGCUCGGUCUUCGAACAGGAUGGAGCCGGUCGUUGGAAUAUCACCGAGACCAAGAUUGUCCCAGACUCCGUGGCCCUGAUCCAACGACAGCUCAUGCUGUGGGCUGAUUCCGCGGAUCCGGUCAAUUUGAUCGUAACUACUGGUGGCACGGGCUUCGCCGUCUCGGACCAAACACCAGAGGCUGUGUCUGCACUCCUCCAUAAACAAGCACCUGGCCUUGUACAUGGCAUGCUCGCUGCUUCGCUGAAUGUCACACCUUUUGCCAUGAUGUCGAGGCCUGUCGCUGGCGUCAGGAACAAAACUCUAGUCAUCACUCUCCCUGGGUCACCAAAGGGUGCCAAGGAGAAUCUCCAAGCCAUCGUCAAACUUUUGCCUCACGCCUGUGUCCAGGCCGCCGGCGCCGACUCUCGGUCUAUCCAUUCUGGUGGAGUCGAGAAACUGGAAAAAGAUGCUGGAGUCGUCUCUGCUUCCAACCGUUCUCACUCACACGCUCAUGCUCACGGCCACGGCCAUGGCCAUGAGCAUAACCAUAGCCACGGACACGGACACGGCCAUGGUGCUCUCGUCAGGCACACUGAGCCCAGUGAUAACCCGUUAUCAAAUGAUCCUCGGCUCGGUCCCACAAGAAGGCACAGGGAGUCGCCCUACCCUAUGCUGCUGGUCGAGGACGCCUUGGCGCUCAUUCAGGAGCACACUCCUGCUCCCGUGGUCACGUCUUGCAAGACUGAUACAGCUCUGGUAGGCGCAGUCCUUGCCGAGGACGUCAAAGCCACAGAGAACGUUCCAGCAUUCCGUGCCAGUAUUGUUGACGGGUACGCUGUCGUGGUCCCCAAGAAUGGUAACAUGAAAGGUGUUUUCCCGGUGACGGCUGUGUCUCAUGCCGCACCGGGCGAGGUGAAGGAACUCAAGGAAGGGCAGAUAGCUAGGAUCACCACGGGUGCUCCUCUACCGCCCGGCGCAAGUUCUGUCAUUAUGGUUGAAGACACCGUUUUGAAAUCCAAAACGGAAGAUGACAAGGAGGAGAAAGAGGUGGAGAUUUUAGCAAGUGAUGUGAAAGUUGGUGAGAACAUCAGAGAGGUUGGGAGUGACGUUAAAGCAGGAUCGGUUAUCCUUCAAAAAGGUGAACAAGUAUCUGCUGUCGGCGGUGAAAUCGGCCUUAUGGCAGCCGUCGGUGUCUCACAGGUACAGGUAUACCGUCGGCCUGUUGUUGGUGUCUUGUCAACUGGAGACGAGAUCGUCAACCACGAUCGUCCUGGAGCCCUGCGUUUGGGCGAGGUGCGUGAUACAAAUCGACCUACACUCAUAUCAGCGGCCAGGGACUGGGGAUACCAGGUGAUCGACCUGGGAAUAGCCAGCGACAAGCCCGGCACCCUAGAAGAGACUCUCCGAGAUGGCAUGCGACGGGCUGAUCUGAUCAUCACCACCGGUGGGGUUUCCAUGGGCGAGCUUGACCUAUUGAAGCCAACAAUCGAGAGGGCUCUUGGCGGCACCAUCCACUUUGGCCGGGUGAAUAUGAAACCAGGAAAGCCAACAACGUUUGCGACUGUUCCGGUCAAGAGUGAAGGAGGGGAACGCGUGGCGAAGGUCAUCUUCUCUCUCCCAGGCAAUCCAGCAUCCGCGCUGGUCACGUUCCAUCUAUUCGUUCUUCCGUCUCUCCACGCCAUGUCGGGAAUGUCACCACCAGGUCUUAGCAAGAUCCCUGUGUCACUGGGCCAUGAUUUCAAACUUGACCCGGCAAGGCCGGAAUACCACCGAGCAAUAGUGGCUGUUGGAAGAGAUGGCACAUUGGUAGCGACCAGUACCGGAGGACAACGAAGCUCCAGAGUCGGCAGCCUAAAAGGAGCAAAUGCCCUCUUGUGUAUGCCAAAGGGUACAGAGCCCAUGCAGAAAGGGACAAAGGUGGAGGCACUGCUUAUGGGCACCGUUAGGACUGAUGAAUGA
Molecule: messenger RNA, 2028 nt
Organism: Diaporthe batatas
Lineage: Eukaryota; Fungi; Ascomycota; Sordariomycetes; Diaporthales; Diaporthaceae
Exons: 3
Coding region: 1-2028 (675 amino acids)
Biological process (GO): molybdenum incorporation into molybdenum-molybdopterin complex; Mo-molybdopterin cofactor biosynthetic process
Cellular component (GO): cytoplasm; cytosol
Molecular function (GO): molybdopterin molybdotransferase activity
Source: RefSeq, a predicted model, not a curated record